Molecule: messenger RNA, 1510 nt
Organism: Paramuricea clavata
Lineage: Eukaryota; Metazoa; Cnidaria; Anthozoa; Malacalcyonacea; Plexauridae
Source: the annotation of a GenBank genome assembly
AUGUUAUUAGACGCGGAAAAAUUAAGAAAGAACGAACAGACAUACAAACGUCAACAAACACAAGGUUACAACAAGCGACAUAGAGCGACAUGUUUGUCUGACCUGAGUCCUGGAGAAACAGUUUGGUUGCCAGAAAUGAGUUCUCCAGCAGUUGUUGUUUCCAAGUCACCCGAACCAAGAUCAUAUAUUGUGCAAACGGAACAUGGCACGGUGAGAAGAAAUAGACGACAAGUAGUACCCAGUCCAAAGGAACCAGUUAUGAGAGAAUCACAACCUACGAACGACAGUACGAGUGAGAACAUUUCAUGUCCCAAUAGUAGGUCCGACAAUGUCGUGAGAACUCGUUCAGGACGUGUUGUUGUACCGCCUAAUAGACUCAAUUUGUGAACUUAUAUGAUUGACGAACUGAAAUAAUUAUAAUUUAGCGAUUUAGGAACAAUUAUAAGAAUUAUAGAACACUUAGAUUUAAAUUAGAAAAAAAAAACAAAAAAAGAACGCAUUUAGAAUUAAGUAAUUUAAUGACAUUUAAGAGACAUAAAAAUAUUUAUCUUCGAAAAGGAGAUGUGUGAUCAUUUGUAAGUUAAUUGUUUACUACAUAUGAUAAUUAGGUGUUAUUGUAAUUAGUAUAUAAUGCAUGGUUGAACAUGUAGUUUUAGUUCUUAAAUAAUAAUAUAUCGAGGACUUUACAACAGUCAAGGCUAGAAAUACAAGAGUUGCACUAGUAAUUUAUGUUCUCUUUUUUAUAUAUAUUUUAAGGAUGCUACUAGCGUUUACUUUGAUCCCAUUGCUUCAAAACAGUUGGGAACUUUCAAGGACACUAUUUGGAACACACACAGGAUCCGUCAUCAGAAAGAUACGGGAUUACGAAGUGGUGUCCCUAAUCACAUCUAUUCCUUCCCGGAGGAGUAUGACUUAGAGGAUUGUGGUAAAUAAUUACAGGCAGUCAGGCAUGCCUAACCAAAAGCAGUUUUGAAGAACACAACCAUAUGCCACUAGCAGCAAUCAAACCUGCUGUUCUGCAAUUUCAAUGCAAGGGUUUGCUAUAAAAAUCUAAAAUGUUACCCUCAGUACAACUCUCUGGCAAUAUCAAAAUACAGUACUGAUGAACAUGUGGUUAACAACCACUGCACCUGAAUAACAGGGGGAUCACUAGAGGGUCUAUAGUUUCAUUUUUACAACUGCUCCUGGUUAGAAUAUGAUAUGUGAGUCAGUGAGUGAGAAAAGAAGUUUACUGGUAUAUAAUAGGAAACACCACGUAAAUUUAUUACUUUUUUUACUGGUAUAGUAGGUAUAAAACCUCAUGUUCAAUUCGCUUAUUGUAGGUUGGCCUGUUUCAGAAGAUGAGUUAGAAAAGAUGGCAAACUAUUCCAGCGUAUUAGAUUGUGGUGAUGACUUCUUGGAAAGACCAAUUAGGGAUGAGUGUGAGCGCUGGGUUCCAAAUGUUGCGGAUGUUAAUUCAGAUGAUUGGACUGAUGCAUAUCUAUAUGUUCUUGAACAUUUUUCACUAUGA